Emys orbicularis (European pond turtle) is the source of this 819-nucleotide messenger RNA. RefSeq names its product methylthioribose-1-phosphate isomerase-like. NCBI's taxonomy places the organism in Eukaryota, Metazoa, Chordata, Testudines, Emydidae. The coding region runs from base 1 to 819 and encodes 272 amino acids. The transcript has 5 exons. The record is from RefSeq and is a predicted model, not a curated record. Gene Ontology annotation, molecular function: S-methyl-5-thioribose-1-phosphate isomerase activity.
AUGGUCAGUGGAUUGGGCUCCGGGAGGGCAGUGGCGGUGAACAUGGCGCGGGCGGCCGAGGAGCUGGGGGCUUUCGCUUCCCAGGAGGCCCAGCGUGAGGAGGCCACAGCCGAGAGCCUGCGGGAGAGCGUCAUCCAGUGGGCAGAGGCCAUGCUAGAGAAGGAUCUGCGGGACAACAGGAGCAUCGGGGAGCACGGGGCGCGCCACCUGCUCCAGGCGUCACCGCAGGACAAGGUGACGGUGCUGACCCACUGCAACACCGGCUCCCUGGCCACCGCCGGCUAUGGCACCGCUCUGGGUAUGGAAGGGAGAAGUGGGUACAGGGCUGGGGCUGGGCGCGGAGCAGGGCUGGAUAUGGACGGGGUAGGGGCGGAGCAGGGGGGUGGCCAUCUCAAUGCUGACUCCUUGGUGGUCAUGUGGCACGGGAAUCGCCCCUCCAGGACUUUAAACGUUGCAUUCUCUCUCCCAGCUGUCGUUGUGGGAGCCGACCGGGUGGUGGACACCGCCAACAAAGUGGGCACCUACCAGCUGGCCAUCGCUGCAAAGCAUCAUGGGAUCCCCUUCUACGUGGCGGCCCCUAGCACCUCAUGUGACCUGAGCUUGGCAGAAGGGGCUGAAAUCGUGAUUGAGGAGCGGCCGAGCCAGGAGCUGACGGACGUCAAUGGAGUGAGGAUCGCAGCGCCAGGGAUUGGUGUUUGGAACCCGGCCUUCGACGUCACGCCGCACGAGCUCAUCACUGGGGGCAUCAUCACGGAGCUUGGUGUCUUCCGCCCUGAAGAGCUCCGAGAGGCCCUCACCCGGGGAGAGAAAGGAGAGUGA